Messenger RNA from Effrenium voratum, 5466 nucleotides. Lineage: Eukaryota; Dinophyceae; Suessiales; Symbiodiniaceae. The record is from the annotation of a GenBank genome assembly.
AUGGGCUCCGCCGAAACGGUUUGGACCACCGCCAAGGCCACCGCUGCGGGGGCUGUGGGGGGAGCCGCCACACUGGGUGCCACCGGGGGUGCCACCGGCCUCGCGGCGCCCCGGGCACCGGCCGGCGGCGUGGCCGGGGCCGCCCUGGGGGUGAUCCCUGCACUCUUCACCUUCGGGCUGUCCAUCCCCGUGGGCGCCGCCAUUGGCGGCACCGCAGGCCUUGCGGUGGGCGCCUCUGUUGGCGCGGCCGCGGGCGCGGCGUCCGGGGGCGCGGCGGGGUUCCAGGCCUACGCCAAGCGCGAGCAGAUCGGUGAGUUCCGCCAGAGCACCUUGAACAAGGCGCGAACCGCCCAGGUGAACACCGGCGUGGAUGCGGUCAAGGGCAAGGCCGUGGCCUCCGCGUGCCUUGCCGUUGAAGGCAAGAGGCAGGAUGAGGUCUUGACGGUCUUCGCGUGGCAUGAGGCCACGGGCGUUUUCCUCAGUUUGCUGCAGGGAAGGGGCGGGCCCUUAUUGCCAGCCCAGCGAAAGUUUUCGUCCAGCUUGUCGUCCGUGAACCCGAGCACCGUCCGACGUUGGAAUCGCCAGGUCCACACGCCGGGGCUGGUGGUGCCGCGCAUGUCCAUGUGCAAGGAGCUGGUGGAGCUGCUGUCGGACUGGUCCCAGCGCCUGAUCCGCCUGCCCCAGGCGGCCGACAUCGAGGUCCCCGCCUUCAAGUCCGAUGUGGAGGGUGUGGAGCCUGUGGCCGCAGCACUGGAGACGGCGCACCGCGCGGUGUAUCGCUGCCGCAGCCUAGGGGUGGUGUCGGCGGAGGAGCUCGCGAAGCUGAGCCGGCCCGCCAUGUGCCUGCAGGUGGAGGUCGGCUUUUCGCCCCUCAUAGAUUUGGAGGAAGAGCUCACGGACACGGGGCUCCUCUCCCUCUUGGACAUGCCUUCGGGCGUUCUUUGGGCCAUCCAGGACGUGCACGCCCUGCACAGCGCCGCCCUGAACAAGUCCGACGGGGUGCUGGUGGUGGUUGAUGCCUCGAAGCACGACGUGCCGCACUGGAUGGGCAAGAUCUUGCGCGAGGCUUUGAAGCAGGAGCAUGACGAGGAGGAGUUCCAGGACCGCGGCAGCCUGCGUCCGGCGGACUGCUGGAUCGUGGCCAACCGCAUUGACCAGCUCCCGGAGUUCUUCUGCAAGGAGAACGAGCUCUGCAAGAAAGUCAUGCAGAGGCAAUACCAGAAUUACAGGGACCUCAUCGUCUCAGAGGAUCAUGUGAUCCCUGUGGCAGCGAGGCUCUCCUCGCUGGCGAUGUACGGCACUGACAAGGUGCGGUCGAACCUCUCCCAAGAGUUCCAGAGCCUGGAGAAGAAGCCGUGGUUUGCACAGACCUGCGGCUUGAUGUUCGGCAUGCACUGGCAGGACCAGGCCCGGGAUCUGGAGCACAACAAAUGGCGCUCGGCCAUGCGGGAACUCAAGCUGCUGGGCCAGGUGACGGGGCCUUUGGCCAACAGCGUCCUCAAGACGGCCUACGUGAAGAUGAUGCCCCACUCGGUGGCUCGUGUCAUGGGGGCCUUGUCCAAUCUGGCUUGGAACUUCUGUUCCGCCCUCACGUACAUGGCGGGUGCUGAUGGCCUCGUCAAGGCGCGGACGGUGCCAGAAGACCGCGAGCUGGUCGUCGCGGCGGUGCACAACGAUGCCAGAAGCGUGCAGCGCCUGGCAGAGCACGGCUUCCCCUGUGACAAGGAGGUGGCGGGCAAGAUGCUGCUGCUCUCUGCGAGCCGAGACCGGUGGAACCCUGUGCGCACCAUCGUGGAUGGAGGCUAUGAUCUGAAGUCGGCCACGGGCGCGCGCGCCCUGCUGCUGGCGGCCUCCAGGGAGCACUGGGCCCAGGUGGCGCUGCUGCUGGAGCGAGGCGCCUCGGUGUGCACGGAGGCGGCGCAGGUGUCCUUUGGCCUCGCGGCGGCGGCCAACCGAAAGGAGAUCAUCGAGGACUUCAUCGGCCGAGGCUUCAAGUUGGAUUCCUGGGGCGGAAAGAAGGCCGUGGUGGAAGCCGCGAGCCGCGGGUACCUGGAAGUGCUCCAGUCCUUGGUCUCCUACGGCGCGGAUCUCUCCUCCUGGGCUGGGGAUCAAUCGCUGCAGAAGGCCACUGAGAAGGAGCACGGGGAGGUCAUGCGUUUCCUGGUGGAGAAGGGCGUGGACGUGACAGGGGACCUGGGAGACCAAGUCCUGGAGUCAGCAGCGGCGCGGAACGACGUGCUUCUGCUGCAGCUGCUGCUGGACAAGGGCGCCCAAGUCGGGUGGUCCGGCGCCCGCGCCCUGACGGCGGCGGCCAGGUGCAAGAGCUGGGAGGCGGUUCACUUCCUGAUCCUUGCGGAGGUGGACUUGACGGAGUGGGCUGGGCAAGUUGUGCUUCUUGCAGCGCUGGAGGCCCAGAAUCUCUCCAUUCUCCGAGUCCUGGAGGAAAAUGGCCUGGACAUCUCCUCCGAGCGGUCGCAGAUCACGCUGGGGCAGGUGGCCAUCGCCCCCAAGGUGCGGAAGUUGCUGGAUGAGAUGCAGCGGCGCAGCACUCAGCGCAACGCCGCCGCCGCGGCGCAGCUGCUCGCCUCCCACGCGACCCAUCGGCGCCUGCGGAAGGAUCUGCCGGAGCCGCCGCGGGGGCCGGCCCAGGCGCCGCGUGACCCCUGGCUGCAGUUCGAGUCCCCGGCGGCGCGGCCUGCGGUGCCGCCGCGCGUGGCAGUGGCCCGCGCGCUGGCGCGGCACGUGGAGCAGUUGGACGAGCAUUGCCUUCUGGUGGCCAGACAGCUGGCAGGGCAUCUGCUGGAGCUGGACUCCUGUACCGACACGGCGGCGCGUGCCCUGGCGGAGCACUUGUUGCGCGUGGACGUCACCGCCCAGAAGUUGGAGGCGGACACGCAGCAGGUGGCGCUGGCCUUGGCGGAGCACGUCCUCACGGAGCUCGGAGCGCCGGACGCGUCAGCAGUCGGCUGCGAUGGAGAGCACGAAGCAGAUGUUUGCGGUGACGCGCUCGAUUGGCCAGAGGGCGACGAAGAAAAGUUUGGCGGUGAGGGCCACGGCGACGGCGAGUGCGGAGGUGGCGAGGCAUCCUGUGCGACAUUCGAAGGCAGCGGCACGCGGCCAUCCGAUGACCUGGCAGAGGUGGCUGCGGCUCUGGCGCGGCACCUCAUGGAGCAGGAAUUCUCGGACGACGUCGCGCCGGAUUUUCCGGGCGGUCGGCCGCCGGGCUCGUCCGCUGCGUCCGAUGGCGGCAGCCGGGCGGCGCAGGCGUUGGCGCAGCAUGUGUUGGCAACGGAGUCGGAGGACCCCACGCAGACGGUGGCGCAAGCUUUGGCGCGGCAUGCCGAGCAGGAGAAGGACGCGGGGCGGGUAGCAGAGGCCUUGGCGCAGCACCUGGCAGAUGUGGCGAGGGAGGACUCUGUUCGGAUGGCGGCGCAGGCUUUGGCUGAGCAUGCGGAGAGGGAGAAGGACUCGGCGCAGGUGGCGGCGGCCCUCGCGCGGCACCUGGAGGACUUCUACCCGGACGAGGUGUACUCCCCGCGGGGCCCGCGGCCACCCCCCGGCUCGCCGCGGCCGGAAGCGCUGGCCAGGCUGAGCUUCGACAGGCGAGAGGACGUGCAGGCCGCUGCGCAGGCUUUGGCCAGCCAUGUGGAAGAGACGCCGGCAAGGUCGGGUGGUGUACAUAGAGGCGGAAGCUGCGAGAGCCGACUCAAGCUGCGAGAGCCUACUGUGGAGACCGUCCACCAGAUCUGCCGUACCUUCCAAGAGGAUGUCGAGCAGCGCAUCACGGCCUGCCUGGCGGAGUGUGUGCCAACGGAGGAGGAGGCGAAAGCCUUGGCCACACGGAAGUGCCCCAAGGGCACGACCUUCGACGGCCCGGACGCCACCGACCUGCACCAGAAGUUCUUCGAGAUUGCGGCGCGGGAGGCCGUGGCCGAAUUCCAGCCCAGCUUUGAGCGGGCCAAGGUGCGGUGCAAAGAGGAGGUGCACAAGGCUCACAACAAGUUCCUGAAGACCAUGGACUACUACCUCACUCGGGACCCGUGCAUGGGAUACCUCGGCUCGUCAUGGUCCAUGGCGCGGCUGGGCGCACUGAGCCUCGUGAUCCUCACGCUAGGCACCUGGAUCGGCACAUCCUUCAUUGGCCCGCCGGCGCCCUUUGCCCCGCGCUCUGUCGCCCGGCGGGCCGAAGAAGAGGCGGCUGCUGGAGUGGUACUCGAGGAACCGCCCAGCGAUGAUGAGAUCGCCAAGGAGUCUAGCUUAGACCCUCGACCCAAGCGCCGCUUCCGGCCCAAGCGCGAGAAGCGUGGAACCUUGUGCUACGCCAGGAGGGAGUUGAACGAGGAGGCGGAGCGGAUGCGGCCCUACAUUGAGCCUUUGUUGGAACAGCAGAUGUCCCUCAAGGAGAUCACCUUUGUGUUGAACCGCCGAGGGAAGGAGCUGCGGCACCUGCUCUACAAGCCUCGUGUUGGCCUUCCAGUCUUCACCGAGCACAAGGUGCGCCGCUUGAUGCGCCGCGCCAAGAACGACGCAGGCGUGCGCAUCAACUGCUUCGUGCGGCCGCAGCAUCUGCCACCCAACGCCCCCGGGGCGGCAUACCCGAAGUACAUCCAGGAUGUUUUCGCUGAGGUGCCGCCUUUGGGCUGGCAAGAGAUGCCCGAGUAUGCUCAUAUGCUCAGCAGCGCCAAGAAUCAGGCGCGUCGUGCGGCGAACACUGAAUCGAGGAUGUUGACGGCCACCCAGGAGGCCGCUGAGGAGGCUGGAGUGGAGCCGGUGUCCGAGGAAGAAGAGGAGGCUGGGAUGAAGCAUUUGAGUGAGCUUUGGAGCCUGCAGCUCAGUGCCUCGAUGCCAAGGCUGAACUUGACAUCUGGCAAGACGCGCAGAAUUCCACCGGCGGCGCGAAAACAGCGUGCGGUGCUGCAGUGUGGGCACGGGUUGCCCAGAUCCAACGAAGACAAUCUUGACCCCUUCGCCAAGCACAAGUUGGUGGCGGAAGCCAUGAACACCAAGUUUGUCCUGGGCGAAGGCGCCUCGCCCUUGUCGGCAAGCGACCGGGACAAGUUCGUGAGCGAGCAGGUGAAGCAGGUGAAGCCCACUGUCCACUGGCAUCUCUUCCAGCGCGCGAGCCGCACCUACGACAUCCCGCUCGACCUGGUUGUUUCCUUCGAGACCGCCUUGCUGGAGCUGUGGUCCAACUCGGCCCAUGAGCAGCUAACGAAGCUUUUCCUGGAGCCCAUCUUCAAAAGCUUCGAGAAGUUGAAGCACGACAUGGAGGAGUUCAACCGCCGGCCGCGCCGCAAGGACUCCAAGGUCCAGUUUGCCUUCGGCCCGAAGCUUGCGGAGGUGUUAAAGGAGAUUCGCUCCUUCAAGGCGCCGGACAACGCAGAGGACGCGGUUCCUCAGAACGAGGCGGAGCGGUGUGAGAGACUUUGCCUCAAGAUCCGGGAGACCAUUCAGCAACUUAGCUGA